CGUGCCGGGAAGACGCGGCUGUUGCGGACGCCGGCGGAGUUGGCGUCAUGGUCGUGCUGGGCUUCGCCUCGUUGCUGGGUCACAUACCGGCCACAUCGUGGAGAGCGGCAAGAUCACCCAUUCUGUGUCAUUCUUUGAGGAAAAUAAGUUCUCAAGGAGAAAAAUCCGAACCCGUCAAACAACCCCUUAAGAAGCCAAAGUUACCAGAAGGUCGUUUUGAUGCACCAGAAGACUCCAAUUUAGAGAAAGAACCACUGACAAAAUUUCCAGAUGAUGUUAAUCCUGUUACCAAAGAAAGAGGUGGACCCAGAGGCCCAGAACCUACCCGAUAUGGAGAUUGGGAACGAAAAGGACGCUGUAUUGAUUUUUAAACCACAUAUUCGUUGACUUCAGUAUCUUUUUCUGAUUGUGUACAUCUGAAUUAACUUAUUUUUGAUUAUUUUCUUUCUGUAUAUCCUUUAAGUCACCUAAUUUCUAUAAUGUGUUUAAAAAUAUAUAUAAUAGCUUUGGAAGAAAAUAUGCUGCUAUAAAUCAGGAAAGAGGAAAUAUUAGCACAUUAAUUUUAAUUUAAAUGUUUUGGGGUAUUUAAGUGAUGAUUAGAGCUGCAAACUUUUAUUUAUCAUGUUUCAGUUUAAGUUAAUCAGUUGCUUAUAAGAUACAAAUGUAAAUAAAACAACUUUUUUUUUUAAUGAUUUUAUUGCCAUGUGCUAGGUAAUAGUGACUUUUUAAAUGUGAGUUAAGUAAUGCAUUAUAGUUUGGUAAGGCCUCAGUAACAGCAGAAAAUCUUUAACUCUGGAGCCAGAUUACUUGGGUUCAAAUCCCAGCUCCACUAUUUACUAGCUUAUGUGACCUUGGGUAAGUUAUUUAACUUCUCUGUGCUUCAGUAUCCUUAUGUGUAAAUUGGAAAUAAUACUAGUUCCACCUCAUAGGACAGUUGAGAAGAUUAAAUGAGUGAAUACAUGUAAACCCCCUGGAGCAGUGCAUACUACAAGAGCUGAAAGGAGUUGCCUCUGGAGGCGAAUUGGGUGGACAGGCACUGCGGUUUCACAUUAGAUGCUCUCGUUCUUAAAAUAAAUGAAUAUAUUAGGUACUGUUUUAAGGAUUUGUACAAGUUCACUGGGGAAAUUUAGAAAACAGUGUAAAGAAGAAAACAAAAAUUGUGUAUAAAACCUCUAUACCUGGGCUUCCCUGGUGGCGCAGUGGUUGAGAAUCUGCCUGCUAAUGCAGGGGACACAGGUUUGAGCCCUGGUCUGGGAAGAUCCCACAUGCCGCGGAGUAGCUGGGCCCGUGAGCCACAACUACUGAGCCUGUGCGUCUGGAGCCUGUGCCCCACAACGGGAGGGGCCGCGAUAGUGAGAGGCCCGCGCACCGCGAUGAGGAGUGGCCCCCGCUUGCCGCAACUGGAGAAAGCCCUCGCACGAAACAAAGACCCAACACAGCGAAAGAAAGAAAGAAAGAAAGAAAGAAAGAAGGAAAGAAGGAAAGAAGGAAAGAAGGAAAGAAAGAACGAAAGAACGAAAGAACGAAAGAAAGAAAGAAACUAUAAGAUCCAGCUCUUCCCUUUUAAAAAAAAAAAAACCUCUACACCUGCUUACCCUUUGAUGUAUUGUCCUUCAAUAAUCUAAGUAAAUAUACAGUUUUUUUAUAUCUGUUAUCCUAACAAUUUCGUAGUGAAAAUGAUGUUUCACUACUUGAAUCUUCACUUUCUUAAUCACAAGUGAUGUUAAACACUCUUCUCUAUGUUUAUCAGCCUUCUGUGUCUUCUGUUAAUUGCUUUUUCUUAUCUUUUGCUCAUUUUCUGUUGGAUAUUGGUCUUUUGUUAUCAAUUUGUAUGAGACUUCUGCUUUUCACUUGUGCUUAUUUAUGUUGAAACUUUUCUUAUUUUUGUGGCAUCAAAUUUUUUAAUCUUUGUAUAACUCGGUCUCUGUGACCUUAAUGUACUCAUAUCCCUUCACACGUUCCUUGGUGGUUCCUGUUCAUGAUGAAGUCUUAAGUUCUGUGUCCUUCCUGUUCUGCCCCUUUACAUCUGUUCAGGCCCCUCCUUCCCAGUCAAGCCCCACUACUCACAGCCUCUUAGACAGGCUUUUCAUCGCCUCCAUGUGUUGGUGGAUAAACAUGCCUUCUGCCUGAAAUGCCCUCUUCUUUACUGUCUGCCUAGAAAACACCUAUCAAGCUAUACCUCACUUCCUUGACUAUCUUUUCUGUGUCAUUUCCACAUUCAACUAUUACAGACGUACUAACUUGUUUUAGAAUUAAUUUUCAAUUCUGCGUCCUCCAUUAGUCUGUGGGCUUCCUUAUCUGUCUUAUAUUCCUUAUGUAUUUCAUUCAGUUUUGUACCCCCAAUUGCAGCAUGGUGCUGGGCAUUUAAUAAACACUCAACAAACGUAGACUUAGUUUUGAAUCAUCCAGCAGAACUCCACAAUGGCCCCCGAGAUUCCCUCUCCCUGGUGUGCGUGUGAAUACGAUGAGAUAGUCAUUCCCUUGAUUAGGUUACAUUAUAUGGCAACGAUGAUGGAAUAGUCAUUCUGGGGCUCAGGUUACCUUUGUAAGAAUCCACUGUAGCCACCUGCAGGAAGGUUCUCCUGCUGGAUUUGAAGAAGUAAGAUGCUCUGUUGUGAAAGUGCCAUUGGCUAGGUCCUGAAGGCAGCUUUCAGGAGCUGAAAGUGGUCCUCUGCUGACAGCCAAGGAGAAAACAAGAACCUCAGUCUUCUUAAAACCACAAGCCUCUGAAUUCUGCGAACCACAUGAAUGAGAUUGGAAGCGGAUUCUGAGCCUCAGAUGAGAUCCCAGCUCCAGCUGACACCUUGAUUUCAGCCUGGUGAGACCCUGAACAGAGGACCCAACUACCCAGUACCCAGACUCCGGACCCAAGGAAGCUGUGGGUAGUGUUUGUUGUUUUAAGCCACGGGGUUUGCGGUAAUGUCUCACGCAGCAACAGGGAACUGUUAACAGUAUUCGAGCUGCUAUUACUGGGCAUUGGCCUUGACUCUCAGGAGCGAUGACUAGGCUGGUUUUAAGACCUUGCGGUUGGAUUAAGUGGAUCCUUGUCUUCAUUAUUUGUGCACAAAAUUCCUCUCAGACCUGCUUUGCCAAGCUGUUGCCCUGUCUUUCUUAGGAGAAACAAAGCCCUACUACCUUGCAGGCAUUCUUCCCUGUGCCACCUCCCUAGUGAUCGACAACUAAGUUUAGUUCCUGCUCGCAGGUUCCCUCUUGCCAUGUUCUGUCUGCACAUGAUACCACUCCUGCUACUUUAUGGCGAGUCUCUUUCCCUGUGGGGCCGCGUGUGUGUGAACUACACCUAUUUAUUGUGACAUUUUUGUGUGCAUUGUCAAGCCUGCUGGACUGACCUUCCUUCAACACCUGCAGCCUGGUCUCAUUCAGUGCCCAGAAGCUGGGAUUGUUUCCUUCUCACAAUGUCCCCUGUAAUAAGUUUCCUGGCCCGGUAUUCUAGAAUUGGGCCAGUUGGGUCCCUCAGGCGAGAUAAAAUAAUCCUAAAUCAACCUUAAAUUGCUAUAAAAAUGCCCCAAAUUCUUUUAGGAAUUUAUUUAUUAAAGAGUAAUGCAUUUUUCUUUAAACCACCCAAAAUACUAAAAGAUUUGGAAUCUUCUGAGGUUUCUAAUGUUGAUAAGAGACAUGUAGCAAAAUGUUCCACUUGGGUUGCAGGGGCAUGGGAUUAGAAAAGGUAGACGGCGGUUAAGGAAGACGAAGUGGGGCAGGUUGAGCCAGGGUGCAGCCCAAGGGGAGACAGGAGGAGGGCUGGGAGGCUUUAACCCAGAAACAAGCUUGGUCACAAAACGUCUGAGACUGGUCCUGGUCUUAGCGUAAUUUUUAUAAGGAUGUAAGCUGAGCCACAAGGCAUUGCCCUCAUGUUCUGCAAAUGAACCAAGAACUUCAGUCUAUGUAAGGCUGACCCCACGUACUUUUUAGAACCAUUAAAUUCACUUAAACUGCCCACAUUAUUUACAUUUAAUCUUUAUUGAGGAAAUCUAAACAGAAUUACUAGAAAUGGGCAUCGGCUUCAGCAAGUGCCAAAAUAACAGAACAAAACUCUUUACCAUGUUCAGAUACUUGCCAAAAUUUAGAGUAAUUAAAAUGUAAAAGGCAAGAAGAGUUUCAGACAAGAAUAACGUUGACAUUUUCAGACGCUCUGCCAAAGCGAAGCUCCUCUCCUGGCACUGAGCAGGCUGGCUUGGAUGAUCAGCAGUGAGGGGUGAGCUGCCAAGGACGGCCUGCCAGGCCCCUCCGCCCCACCUGCCAGCCCCGCUGCAGGCAUCAGGCAGGCCUCGUCACCACUCGGGUCGGGUCACUAAAAAAGAUGCUUAGGCGUGAAAUGUCAUAGCUGUUUCAGUCAUUGAAAUGCAAGAUAGUUCCCGUUUUUCUUCAAAAUGGACAUACUAGAUAAAUCUUUCAGGGCACACUCAGAAUCAGUUCAAGACCUACAUAUCAUGGUUUAAUUUAAGCCCUCUCCUGAAAUUUGCUUUUCCCCAGUCUUUCCCCACUACACUCUCCGAUACUCCUCACAUUCGAGUCACUCCCAAAGGCCCUCAGGGUCCUUACUGGUCACAGUUAAAGGUAUUAAGGGGCGAGUUAGCAUGUGUAGCUCAUUAGAAGGUGUUCAUUACUUUUUAAAAUUUAUUUAUUUAUUUUUGGCUGUGUUGGGUCUUCGUUGCUGCACGCGGGCUUUCUCUAGUUGCGGUGAGCGGGGGCUACUCUCCGUUGCGGUGCGCGGGCUUCUCAUUGCUGUGGCUUCUCUUGUUGCAGAGCACGGGCUCUAGGCACAGGGGCUGCAGUAGUUGUGGCAUGCGGGCUCAGUAGUUGUGGCUCGUGGGCUCUAGAGCGCAGGCUCAGUAGUUGUGGUGCACGGGCUUAGUUGCUCCGUGGCAUGUGGGAAUCUCCCCAGACCAGGGCUUGAACCCGUGUCCCCUGCAUUGGCAGGCGGAUUCUUAACCACUGUGCCACCAGGGAAGUCCCAGUGUUAUCUACUUUUCACGCAUUCAUUGCCACUGGGCAUUAAGCAUCCCCUGUGGAAAGUGACCAGACAUGUCAUCUUUGUUAUUGUUGCUUAAGCUCUUAUUAUGGAAGUUUUCAAAAUACACAAAAGUAGAAAGAAUAAUACAAUGUGUCCCCCAUAUACCCAUCGUCCAAGUUUAUCAGUUAUUGAUAUUUAUCAGCAGUUAUUAAUUUUGUUUCAUUAUCCCCUUACACUUUUUCUCCCCUCUGAGAUAUUUUAUGGCAGACACCUUCAGACUGAAUGUGUAGUUUUUAUAUAGAGGAGUUAAGCAGGUUUCAGAGGAUUUCAGAGAAUGGGUUCCUGGCUGAGCAGCCAGUCUAGCUGGGGGGUGACACAGGGGUAUCAGCGUGAAGGAGGCAUGAGCCCAGGGCUAGGGUAGCAAAAAAUCGAUGGAUGUUUUUAAAUACAUCUUUUCUGAGAAAGAAACAAUUGAUCUUGACUGCAAACCAAAAAAAAUGGUCUUGUUCUUUUAAGGUUUUGUUUCACCUGCAGUAUAGGAAGAUUGUGCUUAUAUUCGCUUCAAGAUAUUUAUUUUAGACGUAACAUACUUGCAGUUACACUGGGUCUAAACAUCCUGUUGUAAGCGCGAUGAUAGCCCAUUGGUUCUCCGUUUUAUAGCCUGCUCUUACAGACCACGGACGAUGAUGUCACAGCUUUUAGAAAAUACAUUAAAAAGUUUCAUCAUCGCUUA
This is a messenger RNA of Balaenoptera ricei (Rice's whale), 5702 nucleotides long. It is a transcript of the gene SDHAF4, whose product is annotated as succinate dehydrogenase complex assembly factor 4. The coding region runs from base 48 to 371 and encodes 107 amino acids. The record is from RefSeq and is a predicted model, not a curated record. Gene Ontology annotation, cellular component: mitochondrion. The transcript is spliced from 3 exons. Lineage: Eukaryota; Metazoa; Chordata; Mammalia; Artiodactyla; Balaenopteridae. Gene Ontology annotation, biological process: mitochondrial respiratory chain complex II assembly.